UAUUGUAGGCAGUGGAAGAAGCCUUUGUACCAGUCAUAAAAAUGAAUUUUGAUGGUAUAGAAAUCGACAUGUUAUUUGCAAAGUUAACUCUUAAAGAAAUUCCAGAUACAAUGGAUCUCAAGGAUGACAUGCUACUCAAAAAUCUUGAUCAAAAGUGUGUCAGGAGUCUCAAUGGUUGCAGAGUAACUGAUGAAAUAUUGCGCUUAGUACCUAAUAUAGAAAAUUUCAGAUUGGCCCUUAGGGCUAUAAAAUUAUGGGCGAAACGACAUGGCAUAUACAGCAAUGUCUUAGGUUAUCUGGGUGGUGUAUCCUGGGCGAUGUUAGUCGCUCGAACAUGUCAGCUUUAUCCUAAUGCCGUGGCUGCAACUCUAAUAGAAAAAUUUUUCCUUGUAUUCUCUCAAUGGAAAUGGCCACAACCGGUACUCUUAAAACAACCUGAUACUGUCAAUCUAGGUUAUCCAGUUUGGGAUCCAAGAGUAAGAAAUUCUGCUUUUAUAUUUUGCAAAUAAAUAUCGCUUUUAACAAUAUAAAUAUCU
Messenger RNA from Formica exsecta, 536 nucleotides. RefSeq names its product poly(A) polymerase type 3-like. NCBI's taxonomy places the organism in Eukaryota, Metazoa, Arthropoda, Insecta, Hymenoptera, Formicidae. The transcript has 3 exons. Bases 42 to 509 code for a protein of 155 amino acids. Gene Ontology annotation, cellular component: nucleus. The record is from RefSeq and is a predicted model, not a curated record. Gene Ontology annotation, molecular function: poly(A) RNA polymerase activity.